Coregonus clupeaformis (lake whitefish) is the source of this 783-nucleotide messenger RNA. RefSeq names its product galectin-2-like. The record is from RefSeq and is a predicted model, not a curated record. Bases 235 to 648 code for a protein of 137 amino acids. NCBI's taxonomy places the organism in Eukaryota, Metazoa, Chordata, Actinopteri, Salmoniformes, Salmonidae. The transcript is spliced from 4 exons. Gene Ontology annotation, molecular function: carbohydrate binding.
GUGAGCUAAUCAAACGUGUGUGGAUUGAAUCAUCACAAAGUACCUUUCAUCUCAUCAUGCUAAUCAGUUAGUGAUAUUGUGAAGGGACUGGACAUAUAAAAGGAGAGUUGGACCUUUCCCACCUUUACCUUUUUAAUCUGUCCGUAUCUCAGGACAGAGGCUUCUCUUGUCCCAUCCCAGGCCGUCUGACAACCAAACCAGAUCGAGGACUGCUUUUUCUCCAACAGUGACAACAUGGCAAAGCCAAUGGAACUUGAGCUGAAGAAUGUGAAGCUGAGAGCUGGAGACCAGUUCAAAGUGGAGGGGAGGAUUCUGCAUGAGGCACAGGGGUUCCAGAUAGACCUGGGCUUUGAUGAAGAGAACCUGGCGCUGCACUUCAACCCACGUUUUCAUGAUGCCACUGACGGCGCCGUGCUUGUGUGCAACUCAAAGAUUGACGGCUGCUGGGGUCAUGAGGAGAGAGAGAAACACAGUUCUCUCCAAAGGGGUUCUGCUGUCAAGAUUCUCCUGAAGCUGACAGGAGAUAUGUUUGAAGUGGAGAUGCCUAACGGACAUGAGAUCCAGUUCCCCAACCGUCACAGCCUAGACGUCAUUACCUACGUUCGUAUCCGAGGGGACUUAAAGCUCACCUCCUUUAAGAUCUACUAAAGAGACCCCAUAAUAUCCACCUUGUGUAGCCUGGCAACAAGGGCACAGACAAAUUUUGUUAAGUUUGCCUUUCCGACUUCCGGUGCAGUCCGGCCCAAUGACGCACAAGCAAGUGGGUGGGGCUACAUAUGGUGU